CUGCUGCAUACAAUAUGUGAUUCGUACUGUAAGCUGCAGCAGCUCCCGCCUCAAGGCUGCAGAAAUACGUCUUAGAACAUACGCCACCAACCGUUUGAUUUCUUUUUAGUAGGUACUUUUUGCUGAAAAUAGUUUGUUAAGUUCCCUCAACACUUCUGCAACCCACCAACAAGAAGUUCAUCGAAAACCACAAAUCAUUUCCACAACUAAGUUGCUUGAACCUGUCCGUAUCAUGGCAAACGUAACAGUCAACGGUGUAGCUCUGGUUACAGGGGUAGGAUCUGUCAAAUCUGUAACAACUGAUUGAUUACUGACACACUUACUUAUAGGGAGCAGCAGGCAUCGGCGAAGAGACUGGCUUUGCAUUCGCCCAAGCAGGUGCAUUAGGCGUUAUAUUUGCCGACCUCAACCUUGAAGGGGCCAAAGCGAGUGCAGAGAAGAGUAAAGAAUUCGCUACCAACCCUCAAUACCGAGCCUUGGCCGUAGGAGUGAACACCACCGAGCCAGAGAGUGUUCAAGCGAUGGUCGAUUUCACCAUCAAGGAGUUUGGUCGAAUUGAUUACUUCGUCAAUAGUGCUGGAGUAAGUGCAUCGAAAACUUUCUUCUCCUGAGUAUACUGACCCAUAUUUGCAUCUUGAAGGUUGGAGCGACAUCUCUCGCACCAACGUCCGAUAUCGAUAUUGAUAACUUCGACAAAACACUUGCUGUGAAUGCUCGUGGAACAAUGUUAUGUCUUAAAGCUGUGACGAAAGCUAUGAUCGCACAGGAACCAAGAAAGGUCAAGGGUCGCCAUGGCGAUGAGCGCUCGUUGGGUCGCGGAUGCAUCGUGAACCUUGGCUCUGGAUUGUCAUAUGCUGCAGGCCCAGGAAUGAUGGCUUAUGUCGCGUCGAAACACGCAGUGAUGGGUAUUACUAAAGUGGCUGGUGAGUUCUCAUAUUGAGCUUCUUGAGUAUAUAUAGUGACUGAUAUCUUCGACAGCGCUGGACAACGCAAAGCACGAAAUCCGUGUAAACGCACUUUGCCCCUCAUGGGUAAAGACUCCCAUGUUGGAACGAAGUUUGGGUCGUUGGGCGGGACUUGAAAAAGUUAUCCAGGCUGUCUCGCCAGCAAAGAGAGCCGCUACGCCAGAAGAAGUAGCUAAUGUUGCCGUCUUCCUUUGCAGCCCUUCGGCUACCUAUGUCAAUGGGACUGGCUUGUUGAUUGAUGCUGGAAUGAUGGUUACUGCGCACGCGGGUUAAGAAACGCUUCGCAGCUGAUAGUAAAUUAAGAUUACAUACACUAUCUGCGUAUCAGAGUAGAACAAGUAAUUAUGACAAUUAGAAAGAACUUACCAUCAAAUAUGAAUACCAGGCCCAACCUGGAUACUAAAGUACUUCAUCCGGAUUUGAAAAAUGAUAGGUGAAAGAAAAUUCCAUUUGUUCUUAGAUUGUUGUCGGCUUGCCGACACCAAACCUUGCUAUACGCGAGGUUUACCUAG
Molecule: messenger RNA, 1477 nt
Organism: Sclerotinia trifoliorum
Lineage: Eukaryota; Fungi; Ascomycota; Leotiomycetes; Helotiales; Sclerotiniaceae
Source: the annotation of a GenBank genome assembly